AUGAAGCAAAAAAAUCCAACAUCAACCACACCAAGAACUUCGCUCAGACAUCAACAACAACAGCAACAUAGUACUGAUACUAUGUCUCUACAAGCUGUUCCACAAUCAACAACAACAACAACAACAACACGUUUUAGAGUAAGAGCUUCUUCUAAAACCAAAGAAUCUCCAAAAACACCACCAGAGAUUGUUAAUAGACUCUCCCCCAUUUCAUCAACAAGAGCCAAGUCAGUACCUCCAGAGUUCAAGAACAAUUCAAAGGCCAAGAGGAGUAUUGUGAUGAAAUCCAUUCAAGAGGUUGAAACUUCUCACAAAGGUAGUACUAGUAGUAGGGAAGUUGAAGAACCUAAGGUUGUUUCCGUUGCUGUUGUUGCUCAUGAUGUGAAGGAGAAGAAGGAGUUGCUUGAGAAGCUUGAGGUGAGUGAGAGUUUGAUCAAGAAUUUGCAGUCUGAGGUGAAGGCUUUGAAGGAUGAAUUGGAACAUGUUAAGAGCUUGAAAAUUGAGCUUGAGUCUCAGAAUAUAAAGCUUACUCAGAAUCUUGCAACUGCUGAAGCUAAUUUAGCAGCUGUUGCCACCACUAGUACUAGAAAGGAGACAAUUGGAGAACACAAGAGUUCCAAAUUCAAAGACAUACAAAAACUCAUUGCUGACAAAUUGGAAAGGUCUAAGGUGAAAAAAGAAGCUAAUCAUGACGCGAUUUUCGUUAAAGCUUCCAUUCCAAUUCCAGCUCCAACACCAAGUCAUGCCAUUCCUGAAACUACAAGUAUAGGAAGAAAAUCAAAAUCACCAACCAAUCAAUGCCUCAUGCCACCUCCUCCGCCUCCACCACCACCGAUUCCGUCUCGGCCUUUGGCAAAAUUGGCCAACACUCAAAAGUCUCCUGCAAUUGGCCAACUAUUUCACUCGUUAAAAACUCAGGACGCGAAGAAAGACUCGAAAGGCUCCAUGACUCAUCAUCAAAAACCAAUAACUAACAGUGUACACAAUAGCAUUGUAGGAGAAAUUCAAAACCGUUCGGCUCAUCUGUUAGCAAUAAGGUUGGACAUUCAAACAAAAGGAGAGUUCAUUAAUGAGCUUAUUAAAAAGGUGGUUGACGCAACCUAUGUCGAUAUUGAAGACGUCCUCAAGUUUGUUGAUUGGCUUGAUGGUGAACUAUCUACUUUGGCUGAUGAGCGUGCGGUCUUGAAGCAUUUUAAGUGGCCUGAGAAGAAAGCUGAUGCGAUGCGUGAGGCUGCAGUUGAGUAUCGUGAGCUCAAAAUGUUGGAACAAGAGAUUUCAUCAUACAAGGAUGACCCUGACAUUCCGUGUGGGGCUAGUUUGAAAAGGAUGGCAAGUCUAUUAGACAAGUCUGAGCGGAGCAUACAGAAGCUAGUCAUGCUGCGAAAUUCUGCCAUACGUUCUUAUCAAGUUUACAAUAUUCCAACUGCAUGGAUGCUUGAUUCGGGAAUAACGAGCAAGAUAAAGCAGGCUUCUAUGACUCUAGUGAAGAUGUACAUGAAAAGAUUGACGUUGGAGCUCGAAUCCAUUCGAAAUUCAGACAGAGAAUCCAGUCAAGAUUCUCUUCUACUACAGGGUGUGCAUUUUGCUUACAGAGCGCAUCAGUUUGCUGGAGGUUUGGACAAAGAAACUUUGUGUGCAUUUGAAGAGAUAAGGCAACGUGUACCAAGAAACCUCGCAGGAUCUAGAGAACUUUUGGCUGGCAUAGCAUCAUCAUGA
Molecule: messenger RNA, 1716 nt
Organism: Lathyrus sativus (Indian pea)
Lineage: Eukaryota; Viridiplantae; Streptophyta; Magnoliopsida; Fabales; Fabaceae
Source: the annotation of a GenBank genome assembly